AGGCCCAAUACCAACUGCCGAGGCCCAAAACCUAAAACCCAUCGGAGUUCCGCGACGCCGCUUGGCGACAGUCGUCACAGCCGCCACCCCUCUCCGGCGCCGCCACAGCCUGGGGCAAGCCACGGACGGAGAUCUCUGCGGAGCUACCCGUUUGGCUGCUUUCCUCCGUAGGCUUGGUUACUAAUCUGUGAUGGGGAAAUCCAAAGACAAGAAGGGUUCGCGGGAAGCGAAGGAGGAGAAGAAAUUGGCGCUUGGGGUGAAGAGGAAGCAGCUGAAGAGGAAGAAGGACAGAGCUUUGGAAUGUGCCGUCGAUAGCGAACCCGCUGCCGAGCAUGGCGUUAAAGAAGAUAAAGAAUUGGCAAGGAGAAAGAAAAUUCCAUUGGUGAAGCAGAAGAAGAAAAAUAAGCAUGCCAAUGUUAAGAGUAAUCAUGAUAUGGAAGAUGGUGUGGUGGAAUUACUGUCAGGCAGUAAAGAUCCUGCAAUGCCUAAGCUGAAGAAGAAGAAGAGCAAAAAGAAGCUAAUGGAAAGUAGCAGUCCUGCUGUCGUGUAUGAAAGUUCAGUUGUUACCGAUGAUGCUGGAGCACCUAAGCUGAAGAAAAAGAAAAAGAAGGUAAAGGGAGGGAAGAGCUCUGCUGGGAUUACUGACACAGAAGAAAUCCUGCAUGAAAAUCAAAGUAAAGAAACUCAAAGUGCUGAUGUCAACCAACUUGCAGCACUGAGUGAAGAUGUGGAUAAUGAAGAGCCUCAGAAGUCAAAGAGGGGAAAGAAAAUGGAAGUUAAAAAAACUGGGAAGGCCAAGAAGAAAGAUAAGCAUGCAUCAUGUAAAGAUAAUAAUAACAACUUGGAGAGACAUGUUGAAGUUAGUACUGCAAACGCUGAUGAGAUUCCAUCAGUUGAUGAAGACUGUUCCAGAGGAAUGAAAAAAUGGAUCUUGGAGUACAAACUGAAGAGACCUGGCUUGAAAGCCUUGCAGGAAAGAAUAGAUGAGUUUAUUGUUGCUCAUGAGGAACAACAAGAGAAGGAGAGGAAAGAAAGGGAGGCCCGUGCAGCAGAAGAUGGAUGGACGGUUGUGGUGCAUCACAAGGGGAGGAAAAAGACCACUGAUGCUGAAACUGGAACAGCUGUUGGCUCUGUAUCUCUUACUGCAAUGCAAGAGAAAAUGGCUAAUAAGAAACCCAAGGAAGUUGAUACGAACUUCUACAGAUUUCAGAAACGAGAAGCCCACCUCAGUGAACUGGCAAUGUUGCAAAGCAAGUUCGAGCAGGACAAGAAAAGGAUACAGGAGCUUAGGGCUCAGAGGAAAUUCAAGCCUUACUAGUUCUGCUCAGAUCUUAAAGAUGGCCAAAGGAUUGGUGGUUGUUCAUCAGUGGUCACUCGUUGCUCGACAAACAAUUUUGAUUCGCUGGAUAUUCUCUAGCAUGUAUGGUUCUUAGCUGAAAGCCUGAAACAAUGUCAACUAUACACAGUCUUGCAUUUGCGGGUGCCAAUGUAUGCUAUUUUGGUCAAACCUAUGAUCUGGUGUGCUCU
This is a messenger RNA of Sorghum bicolor (sorghum), 1527 nucleotides long. RefSeq names its product ribosomal RNA-processing protein 7. The record is from RefSeq and is a predicted model, not a curated record. The transcript has 8 exons. Lineage: Eukaryota; Viridiplantae; Streptophyta; Magnoliopsida; Poales; Poaceae. Gene Ontology annotation, cellular component: CURI complex; UTP-C complex. Gene Ontology annotation, biological process: rRNA processing; ribosomal small subunit assembly. Bases 191 to 1318 code for a protein of 375 amino acids.